This is a messenger RNA of Zea mays, 1162 nucleotides long. Its product is annotated as acid phosphatase 1. NCBI's taxonomy places the organism in Eukaryota, Viridiplantae, Streptophyta, Magnoliopsida, Poales, Poaceae. Gene Ontology annotation, molecular function: acid phosphatase activity. The record is from RefSeq and is marked validated. The transcript is spliced from 3 exons. The coding region runs from base 34 to 933 and encodes 299 amino acids.
CCCCGGCCCCGCGCGGUCACAGCAAGCCGGGACAUGGCGCGCGGCGGCAUCGCCCGCCUACUCGCCACGCUCCUCCUCUUCCUCCUGCUCGCCACGCCCCUCGCAGACGGAGCUUCCGAGGCAGAGGCGGGCCUCGCGCAGGGCGCGUCCGAGGCGGCGGCGCCGGACGCGGGCGCGGACGCGCAGCAGCAGCACCUCCUGCCGCGGCCCCUCGUCAUCGAGCUCCCGUCGUCGCGGGCCGAGGACGAGGACGAGCCCGGCGCCGACGCCGUGCCGCCGGACGUGCGCUGCGCCAGCUGGCGGCUGGCGGCGGAGGCCAACAACCUCGCGCCGUGGAGGGCGGUGCCGCCGGAGUGCGCGCCGCACGUGCGGGACUACGUCACCGGCGUCGCCUACCGCUCCGACCUCGACCUCGUGGCGCGGGAGUCCGCCGCCUACGCGCGCGCCGCCGCGCCGCUCGGCGCCGACGGGCGCGACGCCUGGGUCUUCGACGUCGACGAGACCCUGCUCUCCAACCUCCCGUACUACGCCGAGCACGGCUACGGGGCUGAGUUGUUCGACCACCACAAGUUUGACGAGUGGGUGGAGAGGGGCGAGGCGGCCGCCAUCCCCUCGAGCUUGAAGCUGUACAAUGAGGUUCGCGAGCUGGGGUUCAAGACCUUCCUGCUCACGGGCAGAAGCGAGGGGCACCGAGGCGUCACGGUGGACAACCUCAACAAACAGGGGUUCCAUGACUGGGAAAAGCUCGUACUCAGGGCAGCAGGUGACCGCAAGAAAACAGCGACAGUCUACAAAUCAGAAAAGAGGAAGGAGAUGGAACAAGAGGGUUACAGGAUCCUAGGCAACUCUGGCGACCAAUGGAGCGACCUGCUGGGGUCUUCCAUGGGUGCCCGCUCUUUCAAGCUCCCUAACCCAAUGUAUUAUAUCCCGUGACAGAAACUGGGAAACAAGGCCGGGUGAAAGGUGCUGCGUUUAUUGGAUGCACAGGCCCGGUCGAAAACAGAAAUCAUUUCGCAAUGGAAUUUAAAACUGUACAAAUGCUUCUUUCACUAACUUGGUGUACAUUACUCGACUGCAUGUGCAGUUACUUCAACUAUGUAAGAGUGAAAACGGGUCCGGGGAUCAAUGUUCCUCGAUGCAACUGUCAAACUUAAUUACUGCA